AUGUCAGUAGCAAACGAUUUGAGUGCUGGGGACUGCAUUGACGCCAGGCGGGGCGAUGGACAAGAGUGAGAUUCUUUGUUAUCACAAUCCAUGCAUUUUACGAAGUAGCCUAGCAAACCGUUGUAAAAUUGGUUUGAGUUUCGAUAUUCACCAGACAUUAACAAUCAUUGUAAUGAAAUCAUGACAUUCGGCUACAUUGUUACUUGUGGUCGUGCAGUCUGAUGCCCAUAUUUGGUCCAUGGCCAGUAUAGCUAUACUACAUACUGGAAAUUGCCAAAAUUGUUAUUGUGUCACGCCUAUAGUUGACACACACACACACACACACACUCAGCCAUAUCUAUGACUAAAAAGAUACGUUUUUACAAUAGGAGAUCUAUUGUAUCUCUUCUGUAAAACGUAUUCUCUUUUUAGUCAUAGAUAUGGCUAACAGUCCAAGGGAGAGAGAGAGAAGGCACAGGGUCAGCCACAUGGCAACACCCCUGGGACUAUUUUGGGUUAAGGGCCUGCCUGGGAAAUGCUUUUGAAAUGCAUUCUUCCUUCCUCCCUUAAAGUAAUCACUGAUCUGAUUAUUCUACAGGUGAAAAGUAAGGGUACCACCUCACAGCUUCCACACAAUCCACGUCUGAUCGGUGAUUACUUUGAGGGAAGGAUGCUCAAAAGUAUUUAAACAGUUCACGUGUAUCCGAGCCCAGAUCUGACUUGCACAGAGUAACAGCUUGGCAUAUUGCUGUGAUCUAACUAGUGGUCCUGUGUGGCUCAGUUGGUAAGAGCUACUAAUGACAAAGUCGUAGGUUCAAUUCUCAGAGGGAUAACAUACACACACAAAAAUGUAGGCUAUGCAAUCACUGGAUUGUAAGUGACUUUGGAAGAAAGCAUCUGCUAAGUGGCAUCUAUUUGAUUAUUUCCUAGGUCAGAGGGCCCCUGUGGUGGCUCUGGAUCUAUGCAGGUGGACGCCAAACCUCAAUCCCAUAGCUUCAGGUACAGCCUCAGCUACGCCAGCAUUGGCCAGUGUAUCAUCAUCAACAACAAGAACUUUGACAGAAGAACAGGUAUUGUGUUUGUUCAUUUGUAGACAUAGGGUGAUGUUUUUCCAGGUCUAGGCUAUGUCUAAUACUGAUGUUUUGUAUUUGCAUAAAGCUUGUUGUUCAGUUUCUUCCCAGUGGGUGAAACUAGUUGAAAUUACAUAAUUAUAACCUGAUUAUGAAAACUGGUUGUAAUGACAUUACCUCACCCAGCUUUGUCUGCUGGGUUACUACUGUAAGAAUAUGUGUAAAGGCAGUGGUGUAAAGAACUUAAGUAAAAAAUACUUUAAAGUACUACUUAAGUCAUUUUUGUGGGUAUUUGUACUUUACUUUACUAUUCAUAUUUUCUACAACUUUUACUUCACUACAUUUCUAAAGAAAAUAAUGUACUUUUUACUCCAUACAUUUUCCCCGACACCCAAAAUUACUUGUUACAUUUUGAAUGCUUAGCAGAACAGGAAAAUUGUCCAAUUCACGUACUUACCAAGAGAUCAUCCCUGGUCAUCCCUACUACCUCUGAUCUGGAGGACUCACUAAACGCACAUGCUUCCUUUGUAAAUGAUGUCUGAGUGUUUGAGUGUGCCCCUGGCUAGCCAUAAAAUAAAAUAAAUGUUCCGUCUGGUUUGCUUAAUAUAAGGAAUUUGAAAUGAUUUAUAUUUGUACUUUUGAUACUUAAGUAUAUUUUAGCAAUUACAUUUACAUUUGAUACUUAAGUACUCUACUGGUCAAAAGUUUUAGAACACCUACUCAUUCAAGGGUUUUUCUUUAUUUUUACUAUUUUCUACAUUGUAGAAUAAUACAUCAAAACUAUGAAAUAACACAUAUGGAAUCAUGUAGUAACCAAAAAAGUGUUAAACAAAUCAAAAUACACUGCUCAAAAAAAUAAAGGGAACACUUAAACAACACAGUAACUCCAAGUCAAUCACACUUCUGUGAAAUCAAACUGUCCACUUAGGAAGCAACACUGAUUGACAAUAAAUUUCACAUGCUGUUGUGCAGAUGGAAUAUACAACAGGUGGAAAUUAUAGGCAAUUAGCAAGACACCCCCAAUAAAGGACUGGUUUUGCAGGUGGUGACCACAGACCACUUCUCAGUUCCUAUGCUUCCUGGCUGAUGUUUUGGUCACUUUUCAAUGCUGGCGGUGCUUUCACUCUAGUGGUAGCAUGAGACGGAGUCUACAACCCACACAAGUGGCUCAGGUAGUGCAGCUCAUCCAGGAUGGCACAUCAAUGCGAGCUGUGGCAAGAAGGUUUGCUGUGUCUGUCAGCGUAGUGUCCAGAGCAUGGAGGCGCUACCAGGAGACAGGCCAGUACAUCAGGAGAUGUGGAGGAGGCCGUAGGAGGGCAACAACCCAGCAGCAGGACUGCUACCUCCGCCUUUGUGCAAGGAGGAGCAGGAGGAGCACUGCCAGAGCCCUGCAAAAUGACCUCCAGCAGGCUACAAAUGUGCAUGUGUCUGCUCAAACGGUCAGAAACAGACUCCAUGAGGGUGGUAUGAGGGCCCGACAUCCACAGGUGGGGGUUGUGCUUACAACCCAACACCGUGCAGGACGUUUGGCAUUUGCCAGAGAACACCAAGAUUGGCAAAUUCGCCACUGGCGCCCUGUGCUCUUCACAGAUGAAAGCAGGUUCACACUGAGCACGUGACAGACGUGACAGAGUCUGGAGACGCCGUGGAGAACGUUCUGCUGCCUGCAACAUCCUCCAGCAUGACCGGUUUGGCGGUGGGUCAGUCAUGAUGUGGGGUGGCAUUUCUUUGGGGGGCCGCACAGCCCUCCAUGUGCUCGCCAGAGGUAGCCUGACUGCCAUUAGGUACCGAGAUAAGAUCCUCAGACCCCUUGUGAGACCAUAUGCUAGUGCGGUUGGCCCUGGGUUCCUCCUAAUGCAAGACAAUGCUAGACCUCAUGUGGCUGGAGUGUGUCAGCAGUUCCUGCAAGAGGAAGGCAUUGAUGCUAUGGACUGGCCCGCCCGUUCCCCAGACCUGAAUCCAAUUGAGCACAUCUGGGACAUCAUGUCUCGCUCCAUCCACCAACGCCACGUUGCACCACAGACUGUCCAGGAGUUGGCGGAUGCUUUAGUCUAGGUCUGGGAGGAGAUCCCUCAGGAGACCAUCCGCCACCUCAUCAGGAGCAUGCCCAGGCGUUGUAGGGAGGUCAUACAGGCACGUGGAGGCCACACACACUACUGAGCCUAAUUUUGACUUGUUUUAAGGACAUUACAUCAAAGUUGGAUCAGCCUGUAGUGUGGUUUUCCACUUUAAUUUUGAGGGUGACUCCAAAUCCAGACCUCCAUGGGUUGAUACAUUUGAUUUCCAUUGAUACUUUUUGUGUGAUUUUGUUGUCAGCACAUUCAACUAUGUAAAGAAAAAAGUAUUUAAUGAGAUUAUUUCAUUCAUUCAGAUCUAGGAUGUGUUAUUUUAGUGUUCCCUUUAUUUUUUUGAGCAGUGUAUAUUUUAUAUUUGAGAUUCUUCAAAUAGCCACCCUUUGUCUUGAUGACAGUUUUGCACACUCUUGGCAUUCUCUCAACCAGCUUCACCUGUAAUGCUUUUCCAACAGUCUUGAAGGAGUUCCCACAUAUGCUGAGCACUUCUUGGCUGCUUUUCCUUCACUCUGCGGUCCGACUCAUCCCAAACCAUCUCAAUUUGGUUGAGGUCGGGGGAUUGUGGAGGCCAGGUCAUCUGAUGCAGCACUCCAUCACUCUCCUUCUUUGUAAAAUAUCCCUUGCACAGCCUGGAGGUGUGUUGGGUCAUUGUCCUGUUGAAAAACAAAUGAUAGUCCCACUAAGCCCAAACCAGAUGGGAUGGCGUAUCGCUGCAGAAUGCUGUGGCAGCCAUGCUGGUUAAGUGUGCCUUGAAUUCUAAAUAAAUCACAGACAGUGUCACCAGCAAAGCACCCCCACACCAUAACAACACCUCCUCCAUGCUUUACGGUGGGAAAUACACAUGCGGAGAUCAUCCGUUCACCCACACCGCGUCUCACAAAGACACGGCGGUUGGAACCAGAAAUCUCCAAUUUGGACUCCAGACCAAAGGACACAUUUCCACCGGUGUAAUGUCCAUUGCUCGUGUUUCUUGGCCCAAGCAAGUCUCUUCUUCUUAUUCGUGUCCUUUAGUGGUGGUUUCUUUGCAGCAAUUCGACCAUGAAGGCCUGAUUCACACAGUAUCCUCUGAACAGUUGAUGUUGAGAUGUGUCUGUGACUUGAACUCUGUGAAGCAUUUAUUUGAGCUGCAAUUUCUGAGGCUGGUAACUCUAAUGAACUUAUCCUCUGCAGCAGAGGUAACUCUGGGUCUUCCAUUCCUGUGGCGGUCCUCAUGAGAGCCAGUUUCAUCAUAGCGCUUGAUGGUUUUUACAACUGCACUUGAAGAAACUUUCAAAGUUCUUGAAAUGUUCCAUAUUGACUGACCUUCAUGUCUUAAAGUAAUGAUGGACUGUUGUUUCUCUUUGCUUAUUUGAGCUGUUCUUGCCAUAAUAUGGACUUGGUCUUUUACCAAAUAGGGCUAUCUUCUGUAUACCCCCCUACCUUGUCACAACACAACUGGUUGGCUCAAACGCAUGAAGAAGGAAAGAAAUUCCACAAAUUAACUUUUAAGAAGGCACACCUGUUAAUUGAAAUGCAUUCCAGGUGACUACCUCAUGAAGCUGGUUGAGAGAAUGCCAAGAGUGAACAAAGCUGUCAUCAAGGCAAAAGGUGGCUAUUUGAAGAAUCUCAAAUAUAAAAUAUAUUUUGAUUUGUUUAACACUUUUUUGGUUACUACAUGAUUCCAUAUGUGUUAUUUCAUAGUUUUGAUGUCUUCACUAUUAUUCUACAAUGUAGAAAAUAGUAAAAAAAAUUAAGAACCCUUGAAUGAAUAGGUGUUCUAAAAAUCUUGACCGGUAGUGUAUAUUUAAAACCCAACACUUUUAGAGUUUUACUCAAGGACUAUUUUACUGGGUGACUUUCACUUUUACUUGAGUCAUUUUCUAUUAAGGUAUCUUUACUUUUACUCAAGUAUGACAAUCGGGUACUUUAUCCACUACUGUGUAAAGGCUGUAUGCCUUUACACAGUGAUGACACACAUUACACAUCCAGAAAGCAAAUAUAAUUAGUCAAAUAACUUGACUUUGUUUUUCAAAGGUAUGAAUGUACGCAAUGGCACAGAUGUGGAUGCAGGCAACGUGAUGAAGGUGUUUGGGAAACUGGGUUAUAAGGUGAAGGUUUACAACGACCAGACAGUGGACCAGAUCAAGCAUGUUUUAACCACAGGUAAGCAUGUUCGAAAGUCAGGACCACCACUGACAACCACCACGAAGAUAGGUUUGUCUUUGUAUAAAGAUCAUACACAGAAGACAUUCAGUAAAUUAAGUUUUAAAAGCAGCCCAUUCAUAAUAAAAACAAGUAGAAGUACAUGGUCCCCUGUACAUAAACUGAGAAUCAACAAUAUGACGUUGCCACGAGCAACAGGGUUAACCAAAGACAUUGCAGAUGAGCGCGAUGCAAAACGAUCCGCUCUCACAGUAUCUGCAUAUGUGCACUGGUGCGCUUCAUUCACUCACCUGAAACAUGAUAGCUGUGUGAAAACAAUGGUGGUGAAAAUUAGCGUCUCACUUCCCACUUGUUGUUCUGGAAAUUGUACCAAUACUGCUCUUGUGUCUACCUUUAAAGGGGCAAUCCGUAGUUGAAACAAUAACAAAACGACUCCCCACCAUGUUUCGGUAAAAAGCUGAGAGAUGGGGCUGAAGAAAUGUAACCAUUCUCAAACUCAUAGACAGAGCUAUGGAUGCAAGGACUGACCAACCAUGAUAUCAACGUUAUAGUUUUAACCAUGUUUUAAAAUGCUGUACAGUGUUAGUUUACAUUUACUUUGUUUACAAACAUUGAAGUAAAGCAAGAUUAUAUUUUGGGUUCUGAUGGAUUACGACAGGGGAACUAAGCUCAUGAGGAAUUUAUGUUAUGUUCUUCAAGAAUCAAUGGGUACAUCAAUAAUCAAUGAUUUAUAAGUCCAGAAAUUGAUGUAGCAACAGCAGAUUGCUCCUUUAAAGAGCCUUGUCAAUUCUGUGAAGGACCAACCUAAAACUUGAUGAUGUGUUUGCAGCCUCCAAGGAGGACCACAGCCGCUCUGCCUCAUUCGUGUGCGUCCUGCUGAGUCACGGGGACCAUGGCGUGUUCUUCGGAACGGAUGCCUCCAUCGAACUCAAGAGCCUCACCAGCCUGUUCCGGGGCGACCGCUGCAACUCGCUGGUGGGCAAGCCCAAACUCUUCUUCAUCCAGGUACUGUGGCCAUCACAUGCUUUUAAAAGCAGGUUUACAAAGCCGUUGCACCUGUUUGGGGUUUUUGUUUUCUAGAUGGAAUUAAAGUGAAACAAAUGCACUAGAACAACAAUAUGAAGUUAAGGUCAAAAGAAGGUAUAAGAUAGAGGUUCAUUUAAUCCCCUACUGACAAAACAGGUUAAUCUCGUCCACAGUCAAGUGGUGAGGGAUUGUUCCCCUGUGUGUGUGUGGCAAGCAGGCUUGCAGAGGUACUGAUCUGGACGGGGGCAUCGAGGCAGACAGCAGUUCAGAUGGGAGCUCGACCAGGAUCCCUGUGGAAGCAGACUUCCUCUAUGCCUACUCCACAGCUCCAGGUCCAAGACAUGUUCCAAAGCCACACACACACACACACACAUAGACGCACUCUCCAGUCAAGUUGCCUUGUUUCCUUGAGGUAUGCACAGAUCUAUAAGUAGUUGGAUCUGUGAAAGCAAGGCUACCACCCUCUUACUUAUACCAAUCCAUCCAAUUCAGAUCUGUUAUUAUCUUGAGCAAGAGUGCAUUUUCUGAAUUAUUCAAACCAUGCCAUUGACUCUUAUGCGCGCUCACACAUCUUCCCACAGGCUACUACUCGUGGAGGAACACGCAGACUGGCUCCUGGUUCAUCCAAUCGCUGUGUGAGAUGAUUGGCAAGUACAGCAAAGAGCUGGAGGUCCAACACAUCCUGACCCGGGUCAACCACAAGGUGGCGACAGAGUUUGAGUCUGUGUCAAACUCUCCCGGCUUCGAUGCCAAGAAGCAGAUCCCCUGCAUC
Molecule: messenger RNA, 7061 nt
Organism: Coregonus sp. 'balchen'
Lineage: Eukaryota; Metazoa; Chordata; Actinopteri; Salmoniformes; Salmonidae
Source: the annotation of a GenBank genome assembly